AUGCGCAAGAUCGUCACCAACGAGUGGAAUCAAGUCGAGAGCUCUUGGACAUUUAUGGGGCAGAUCCAGAGAAUUUUCAUGUUCGCCUUGGGACUUGAGAUGAAACCUGGAUUCAUCAUUGGGAUCCAGAAACCAAAAAGGAUUCUAAGCAGUGGAAGCACAAGACAUCUCCGCCGCCAAAGAAAGUUUAAGACUCAGCCAUCUGCUGGAAAGAUCAGGGCCACCGUUUUCUUGGAUUCCAAGGGCGUCUUAAUGAUAGAUUAUAAGCCACCAAAGAAGACAAUCACUGGUGCUUACUAUGCAGAUCUAAUGAAGAAAUUGCCAAAUGCAAUCAAAGAGAAACAGCGCGGGAUGUUAACUGCUGGUGUUUUGCUACUUCACGACAAUGCGCCUGUCCACAAGAGUAGAGUUGCGCAAGCCGCCAUUCGUGAAUGCAAGUUUGAACAUUUGAAUCAUCCCCCAUAUAGUCCAGACCUGGCACCAAGUGACUAUUAUCUGUUUCGAAAUCUCAAGUCACACCUGCGUGGAACGAGAUUCGCCAAUGAUGACGACCUCAUUGCAGAAGCUUGGUUUGGGGGGGCAAGCAGAAGACUUCUAUUUUCAGGGAAUUGA
Molecule: messenger RNA, 612 nt
Organism: Haliotis rufescens (red abalone)
Lineage: Eukaryota; Metazoa; Mollusca; Gastropoda; Lepetellida; Haliotidae
Product: histone-lysine N-methyltransferase SETMAR-like
Exons: 1
Coding region: 1-612 (203 amino acids)
Molecular function (GO): nucleic acid binding
Source: RefSeq, a predicted model, not a curated record